Cotesia glomerata is the source of this 2656-nucleotide messenger RNA. RefSeq names its product probable ATP-dependent RNA helicase DDX17. Gene Ontology annotation, molecular function: RNA helicase activity; RNA binding; ATP binding. The transcript is spliced from 8 exons. The record is from RefSeq and is a predicted model, not a curated record. NCBI's taxonomy places the organism in Eukaryota, Metazoa, Arthropoda, Insecta, Hymenoptera, Braconidae. Bases 148 to 2274 code for a protein of 708 amino acids. Gene Ontology annotation, cellular component: cytoplasm; nucleus; ribonucleoprotein complex.
CUCGAGCGCAUUGAGCGUUCGCUCGGUUUCCUUGCAAUUCGCUGAAAAAUACGUGUUUUUUUUUUUAAUAAUUUUUUACUCCAAAACCCAUCAUUACUUUGUAAAUUAUUACAACGAAAUUAAUAUAAAGUACACAAGUGCAAUACAAUGGGACGGUAUAGGAGCCGCAGCAGAGACCGCGAUCGACGUAGAAGAUCCAGAAGUCGUUCCAGAAGCAGAUCGCCUCGUGACAGACGAGGAUGGGGUGGUGGCGGAGUAAGAGACCGAGGUAGCAACCGAGGAGGUCGCAAUCAGCCAGGAGCGAGUCUGAGGAAGCCUCGCUGGGACUUGGGGCGUCUAGAGCCAUUCAAGAAAGAUUUUUACGUGCCUAGUGACACAGUAUUGAACCGCGACCCGCGUUACAUCGAGCAAUAUAGAAGCGAAAAGGAGAUAACCCUCCGGGGAAAAUGUAUACCCAAUCCAGUGUUUAGCUUCGAAGAGGCCGGAUUUCCGGAUUAUGUUAUGAAAGAGAUAAAACGUCAAGGCUUCAAAGAGCCUACGUCGAUCCAAGCACAAGGAUGGCCAAUCGCUCUGAGCGGACGUGACAUGGUUGGAAUAGCCUCGACUGGCUCCGGGAAAACUCUGUCGUACAUUUUACCGGCUAUUGUGCAUAUCAACAGCCAGCCGAAGCUUCUGCGUAAGGAUGGACCGAUUGCUCUGGUACUGGCUCCAACCAGAGAGCUUGCUCAACAAAUCCAACAGGUUGCGGAUGACUUUGGUCACACGUCUGGCAUAAGGAAUACUUGUUUGUACGGAGGAGCUCCGAAGAGUUCCCAAGCAAGAGAUUUAGACAGCGGGGUGGAAAUUGUUAUUGCUACUCCGGGAAGACUCCUCGAUUUUCUCGAGUCCAGUCGGACGAACCUCAAGAGGUGUACAUAUUUAGUGUUGGAUGAGGCUGAUCGUAUGUUGGACAUGGGCUUCGAACCGCAAAUAAGAAAAAUUAUUGAACAAAUUAGACCUGAUAGGCAGACACUCAUGUGGUCUGCUACUUGGCCAAAAGAGGUUAAAAAUUUAGCUGAAGAUUUUCUUAAGGACUACGCACAGAUUAAUGUUGGAUCGCUACAAUUGUCGGCUAAUCACAAUAUUUUACAAAUUAUUGACGUUUGUCAGGACUAUGAAAAAGAAGCAAAGCUAAGUACACUGUUAAAAGAAAUAAUGGCUGAAAGCGAAAAUAAAACGAUUGUAUUUAUUGAAACAAAACGCAGAGUAGAUGAAAUAACGAGAAAAAUGAAACGUGAAGGAUGGCCAGCUGUUUGCAUUCACGGUGAUAAAACUCAACAAGAACGUGAUUGGGUUUUACAAGAUUUUCGAUCUGGUAAGGCUCCAAUUCUUGUAGCAACUGACGUAGCAGCUCGUGGGCUAGACGUUGAAGACGUGAAGUUUGUGAUAAACUUCGACUAUCCAUCUUGUUCAGAAGAUUAUGUUCACCGUAUCGGUCGUACAGGCCGCCGUCAAAAAACCGGGACAGCUUAUACAUUUUUCACACCCAAUAACUCUAAUAAAGCCAAUGACCUAAUUCAAGUAUUAAAGGAGGCUAAUCAGGUUAUUAAUCCGAAAUUAUUAGAGCUUGUAGAUAGCCGGGCUGGAAUGUUUGGACGACAGAAAGUCGGAUUUAAUGCAGGUGGUAGAAAUCGAUGGCGUGCUCGUGGUCCUCGGAGUGGAAAGGACCGAAGCUACUCUCGAAGUCGCAGCCGGAGUUUCAGUAAAGAACGGAGCAACGGACGAGGAAGAAGAAGUUACAGUCGCAGCUACUCGAGGAGCCGUAGCCCGGUGACUAAUCGUUCAGGCAAGUCGUCGGCAAGUCCAACGGGUGAGGACACUUUUUCGACUCGGACUCUGUCAAUAAAACCUCCUCCGCUUCAUACCGCACCACCGCCUCCUCUUCCACCUCUUCCAACGACCUUACCUCCACCUACUAUCUUACCACCUCUGCCUUCUGAGCCGGAAGAACGGUCAUCGGGAAGCACGAUUCUUCACCAUCAUCGGCAAAGUCCGAUGGUACCCCAUCUACUUCGCACGGGAGCAGCGAGCCUGCCGGGGCCAACCGUAGCCUCAAGCUAUCAUCAUCGUCUCGGUGAGGACGGAUCCUCACCUAACGUUAAUAUUUUAGCGUCGAUGCCUUCGCUACCCGGUCCCGGCGGCGGCGGCUUGGGGGUUACCUACCCUAAUGGGAUUUCGUACUAUCAUCUGCCCCCGCAGCAGCCUAUGCACUCCACCAAUGGCUUUCACCGCUAGCGGCCGAACUUCCGCUCUGCCGAAGAAUUCAUUGGAAAGAGUUAUUGGAGCAGCGAGAGGUGAUCAAUGUCAAAGAAUCUCCACAUUAAUUAACGCCAAGUUUUAAUGGGCCUGAGCAAAUUAUAUUGUGACAACAUCAGCACAAUUGAUAUUGUUUAUUUGACGAUACAUUGCUUUUAACUUAAUUGACAUUUGAUAUUCUAUGUAUUUUAUUUAAGGAUAAUUAACUUUUUGUAAUAAUUUCAUGAUAUUUUUUAUUUUAAUUUUCAAUUUUAUUUUAUAAAACAAAUUUUCUUUAAAAAAAAAAUUUAUCGCAUAGUUUUAAAUAUUUUUAUGAAAUGUAUUAUUUUUAAUAAAUUUUUAAACUACUAAUUACUAUUCA